AUGUCCGAAGCUUUAAGAUACUUCUACCAAGGGAAGAGCACCGAUUUGAUAGUGUUCGCCAAGUCUGAAGAAUCUGUGCAGGCCUACUUGAAGAACUCUACCGUGGGUAACCUCUCGGAAGCCGUCGAGAAGUUCAAGGUGUACACCAACAGUGAUGGUAGAGGUGCAGGUGGUGAACUAGGCUACGCUUCAGGUGCACAAAUUGCUAAUGAAUUGGGUGAAGGUAAGUCCACGGCCGAUGCCAUUGCCUACAUAUUGAGAGAGGGGAAGAGUAAGGGUAAGAUUAGAGUCAACGAAAGCUAUGAAAAGUAA
Molecule: messenger RNA, 312 nt
Organism: Naumovozyma castellii
Lineage: Eukaryota; Fungi; Ascomycota; Saccharomycetes; Saccharomycetales; Saccharomycetaceae
Gene: RTC3
Product: Rtc3p
Exons: 1
Coding region: 1-312 (103 amino acids)
Source: RefSeq, a predicted model, not a curated record